AACGACAGAGAGACGCUGACGAAGGUGAAGCAGGGCGAGAUGAGCUUCGAUAUGGAGGCGUUCAGUCACAUCUCCGACGAGUGUAAGGACUUCCUCGCCAAGCUCCUCGUCUUCAAGGCUGAUGUGCGUAUGGAUGUUAAGAACGCCCUGAAACACCCCUGGAUGGAGCUGGCCCUUAGUAUGCCCCGAGACCCUUACAAGAUCAACACAGAUCGACUCCGGUCCUACUACUCAAGGUUCAGGGAUUGGUAUAGCAACGCAUCCUGCAAGCGUUGGUUCCGUCGUAGGACUCUCUCCUCCUGCUUCACACAUCCCAGCAAGAUGGUCUAUCCCCCAGGAGAGGUAUACACGCCCCCAGAGUCCCCAGAGAGAGAGAUUAUACCCGCCAAGCCUGAAGGAUACGAGAUACCCCACAAGGAUUAUUCCUACGAGUUGGAUGUUAUCAAGAAUGAGAGCAACUACCAGAUGGGGCCAGACACUUACCUACUACAGCUGAGGGAUGUAGAGUUCCCCUGUCGCCUCCGCUCCUACAUGAAGGUCGCUACAGAUAGGUCACCCUCCUUCGCUAUGAGUCUUCGUGAGAAUGAUUACGAUUACUCGAGGAUUCCAGUGGUCCAUGAACGGCGACGUUUUACUGACGUGAUGGACGAAGAGGUGGAUGACGAGCGGAAGAAGAGAACGGCGCUGGAUAAGUACACAGUCGGCUUUAUCAGGGGCCGGAUGGAGACCUGUUCUCUCGACGUACCCAAGAGAGUCAAACAGGAGAUCCCGGCUCGACUGUCAAUCAAGGAUGAUGCUACAGCCCUUCGUCAGGAGGUCACCUUCGGCACGCCUCCCUUCCUGAGAGAGAAGCCGGAUACCUGUGCCAUCACCACCGGUUGCCCUCUCACCCUCUCCGUCCUGGUGACCGGAGACCCUGAACCUCUCGUCCAGUGGUUCAAGAAUGACAUCAUCUUGGGUGAAUCUGCCCGGGUGACCCUCAACACUUCACCUGGCCGCUCCACCUUGACCUAUUCUGAGUGCCUUGAUUAUGACGUCGGUUUAUACAAAGUUGUGGCCCGGAAUCAGCUUGGCCAGGCCACUCAUAGGUUCAGGUUGGUCCAGGGUCACAUCCCAGGUCCCUGUGAUUCCCCUGAGGUGUCGGAGGUCUCGGAUACUGAGGCCCUGAUCCGCUGGAAGAAUCCUAUCGACGAUGGAGGUUCACAAAUCCUGUGUUAUAGCGUACAGGUAAAACCAGCAGGACAGACAGAGUGGCAGACGUUAGCUGAGAACAUCGACCACGAGUUCUACCUUGUGAAGACUCUGGUAGCUGAGAGUGUCUACCAGUUCAGGGUGGCAGCUAAGAACUUCGUAGGCUGGGGUGACUUCUCCGCCUCUACAGCUGCUAUCAAGACCCUCCCCUCAGGAGGAGCGACCAAAGUCCAGAUAAGCCGAGGGAUGCAGUUCCUCCAGCGGCUGACAGAGGGCGGGAAGAUCGUAUCCCCAUGGCCAGAGAAGAGGGAGUUAGAUUACUCCAAGGAGAAGGAGCCAGUCAAACUCAAGACUGGAGACAGUGCCCAGCUUCAGGUAAGAAAAUACAGCAUGGUCUCAGAGAUCUCCCGCGGUAAAUUCUCCGUCAUAGCCAAAUGUGUCCGGCUUGACGACCGCCGACAGUUCGUGGCCAAGAUACUGCAACACAAGGACAGAGAAUACGCCGUCAAGGAGGAGUUUGAGGUGUUGAGAACUGUCAGACAUGAGAGAAUCGCCCAGCUUUAUGAGUCAUACAGUGUAAACAACGUGACAGUGUUCGUGAUGGAACCGCUAGGGGGAAUAGACAUCCUCACCUAUCUGGCCUGUCAGUACGAAUAUACGGAGCAGAACAUCUUCACUAUGGUCACUCAGGUAUUGGACGCUCUGUCAUACCUACACUGGCGCGGAUACUGCCACCUAGACAUACAACCAGACAACAUCGUCCUCACCACUACCCGACGCUGUGAUGUAAAGCUGGUAGACCUGGGUAGUGCACAGAAAGUCUCCAAAUUGGGCUCUACAGUACCUAUCAACGGACUCCUAGACUAUAUUGCUCCUGAAGUCUUAUCAGAUCAACACGCGUUCCCUAACAGCGACAUCUGGUCUCUGGGCGUCGUUACCUAUCUCCUGUUGUCCGGGGUUAGCGCCUUCAAGGGUGACGAUGAAGACGAGACGAAAGAGAAUAUUCAGUUCGUCCGAUACAGAUUCGAACACUUGGGGAGCAACACAACGCAAGAGGCUAUUAGGUUCCUUAUGCUGAUCUUCAAGAGAGAUCCCAGCAAACGGCCGACGGUGGAGGAGUGUCGGGAACAUCGCUGGUUGACCGAGAACGACUUCAUGUCCAAGAAGAGAGAACGAGCCAACUUCUACGGCAGCAGACUAAGGGAGUACGACCUGGCGUACCACAGGGCGAGGGUUGCCUCCGCCACCAAAUCUUCAGACUUGCUCAACUUCAACAACGCUGACCUACCCAAGGCGAUUACCUACGACCAGGAGAUGCUGUGUACUGUCUAGGAGACCACUAGACCCUCCACCACCUUCCAGAAGACCUACAGUCCUACACCAUUCUCUCGCAGGCUGAGGUUUCCGCCCACCAUGCAGGAGGUGAGGUACAAUAUCAUCUAGAGAAGAAAACACACCCCCGUCAUCUUCUGUAUGAGCAGAAGAAGCUGGUGGUCGUCUCAGGGUUAUCAUCUUGGUCUUCUGGAAGGUCUGAGGAGUCAUCACCACGUCCAUUUGAUAUUAUAUGCCUCGCAUCACCCGUUCCCUGGAGCCUCCGGUCUGUGAAGUCUGCUGGCUGAAGACUCUCCCGUCCAAAGCACCACCGUCUUGGGGUUCUUUCUGGCCUGGCGGCGUCCUGGCUACACUCCCGGCGAUUAUAUCCUGCCACGAAGACUCUUAUCAUCACUACGAUAAGCGUCACUAUCCUCUCUGUAACCUUAACAGCAACAACAACCACAAAAUUGAACAAGGGCCAAGUUAGCACUGGUCUCUGGUGAACCUCAAGCAGAGAGUUGAAACAAGUAAUUCUUAUAAUAUUAGUGGUGCUUUAUAUACUAUUAAGUGAUGAUGUUAUACUGGUUUAAAAGGAACGAUUAAUAUGUCCUUUUAGUGAGUACAAGGUGUCCAUAAAGCUCUCCUGGAGUCAAAGUUUGGCAAGUGAUUCUUACGUCUGAGUUGUGAUGUUGAUAAGGAAAUGAUGAAAAAGAAUAUAAAAAAAAAGUCGGUGGGCGUGUCACAGUCUCCCCUUCCUUGUUCAUCCUCACCAAAGAAAACGAGUCUUGGUUUAUGGUGGUAUUUCGUCACGUUCAGUCCAAGUGUUAAGGAUCGUGGUGGUGGGUAACUGAAUACAGUACAAGAUGUAAUGGCUGGUCGUCUCAUUAUUCUAUGUAUUAAGUGUGUGAUGGAGAUGAGCUUAUAAUUGUACAUAUUCUUUAAAGGUGAUUUAGAAUAUACAUCGAAUUAUAUCAUUAGAUGUUUAUUAGAAAAGAGCUGAUGAUGAUAAAUCUAUCCAGUAAAAGUUUGUUAUUUCUGAAGAUGUAUUUGAGUAGACUAUAAGAUACACUUACAUAAUUAUAAGUAAAUGUACGAGAUUGUGAACCAGUUUAGACUCUACAGAACUAGCCAAUGUUAUUAUAGUUGUAGUAUAGUAAUAUAUCUAUUGCUUAUACUAUGUAGUUUGACGUGACCACAAUAAUAAUAUGUAUCUCACAUGUCUCACCGGAAACCGAAGGAAGUUUUGUACUGUAUUGGGUAUUAUUAUGAAUGUAUUGUAAACCUUCAUUGAAGUUGUGUUGAGGGAAGUUGAUCCUGUGAGGUGAAGGUUGUCGCCAAUCUGAGUCUGGUCACAGCACAGAGGAAAGGUCGGGUGUUGUGAUAAUGUCUUCAAAGUAGAGCGACAGAGGCACACUCAGCCAAAGAUCUUCAACACCCGGUACCAUAGUAAAUAGUGCAGAGGCACGAGCAUUCAGCAGCAUCUGGCGUUCCUCCACCCUGUAAUCUUUAUCUUGCAUUGUGUUUAUGGAAGCUAUUUAGCCAGAUGAUAAUUCGUAGUCAUGGUCGUUUACUUAUGGUACGAACAGACUCGUCAAGCCCACCCCCAUGUUGUUGUGGAGGUGUUGGGCAGGACUGGAUGAUCACAACAGUCUAACAUAAAAAUGCUUCAUCUUGUUACAAAAGUUCCUCAGAAGAAGUGUUACAGCUCCUCAGUAAGGUGGUCCCCUAAGGUGUUCAAAAGAAAGAUGUAGGUGAGGGAGAGGAGAACACGGGUGACCUUUGAACAUUAUCUCUCACAAGCCAGAUGGGUCCUCCAGACUAUCAUUAAGCUAAGUGUUUAUCAGGUUUAUGGCAUCUGAGGUGUUUAAAUAAAGCAGUUAUUUAUUUCUGGCACCUGUUACUCUCUCUCUCUCUCUCUUGAGUGAGGGUAUGACCACACUGUCUUGAGUGAGGGUAUGACCACACUGUUUGUGAAAAAUCUAGUCACGAUUGUUUGCUUUUCGAAGUUUAUCGUUUACAAUGAUGCAGUGAUUGUAUUCUCAUAUUUCUUCUUUGUGUGUAUAUAGAUAAUUACGCUCCUUUUCUUAUGAUAAUUGCCAACAUUGCACGAUUCUUUAAUCAUGAUAAUGUAUAUGGUAGCUGUAGGAACACCCUUGUUUCUCUGUUGUGUGUGUCAGAUUGUUCAACCUUCCAUUGCUUAUGUUUAUCAGAGUUUACGUGAUGUCACGACUGGGCGUGCCCCUAACUGGCUCGUCGAGUGGCGAAGUCUUUUUUUUUUCAGUGACGUCACAGCAGGGCGUGUGUCUCAUUGGUGCGUCAAAUGAUGACGUCAAGUGAUGAUUUUUUUCGAGAAAUGGUGUACAGAAUACUGAUGCUCGUCUGACUUUGACAAAUACAGUCUGCUCUCUA
This is a messenger RNA of Homarus americanus (American lobster), 4914 nucleotides long. RefSeq names its product obscurin-like (gene Obsc). The record is from RefSeq and is a predicted model, not a curated record. Gene Ontology annotation, molecular function: ATP binding; protein binding; protein kinase activity. NCBI's taxonomy places the organism in Eukaryota, Metazoa, Arthropoda, Malacostraca, Decapoda, Nephropidae. Gene Ontology annotation, biological process: protein phosphorylation.